AUGACAACGCGUUUGGACAGGCUGGUGGGAUUACUGGAUAGCGGAGCAACCUCAGUGGUGCGAGCAACAGCGGCGCGACAAAUCGGCGGAAUCCAAAAGCAGCAUCCAGAGGAGCUUUUCCAGCUCCUGGGCCGCGUAUACGAGUUCGCCAUCGAGGCUAUAGCCAAAGAAGUCCCCGAGUGGGAUCCCAACAGCACCACCGACAUGAAACCCCCUCCUUCUCUCACCCUCAAUCAGCAGUCUGACGUGGAUGAGGAUGUAGAGGGGCUUUUGGAGUUUGGGCAGUUUAAUGUUGAUUCGGUUAUCAAGCACGGCAGGCUUUUGCUGGGGUCUGCUGGGCGCGAGUACGAGGAUGACGGCUUGCAGGGGUUGGAUCCGGCGGCGCGCAUCGCCGCGCAGCGCGUGCAGAUGCGCAAGAGACUAGGGAUUGGCGCGGAAUUCCUCGGCGACGACCUGCUGGCCGACGAGGAUUUGGCCGCAAAGCCCGUUGUGGCGCGUCCGCAGCCAGUGGCUGUCAAGACAGAGCAACAACAGCAUCCAGCGGUGGCAGUGGGCGGCGGCGAUGAGGGCGAGGCAGCGAUCGACAUGAGCACGCUGAGUGCACGCGAGCGCAACCGGCUGAAGCGCAAGGCGCGACUGGAUGCCGGGAAGAACAAGAAGAAGAGCAAGGCGGACAUGAGCGGCAACGGCAGCAGCGGGCCAUCUGUCGAGCAGGCCGUAGUGACGGAGCAGUCGGUGACGGAACAGGCCGGCGGCAGCGCUCUGGUGGUUGAGGCCACCAGGGCUGGUGCACGCGAGGCGCUUUUCGCCAUCAGUGCCGGGCGCUGGGCGUUCGCUGGCCUCGUCGGCGUUCUCUCCGUCGACCUUUUUGACGCCACAUGGGAGGUGCGCCACGGUGCCGGCAUGGCACUGCGCUCGGUGCUCAAGCACCACGGCUUUGGCGCCGGCCGCCGUGCUGGCUGCUCUGCUGCGCAGAACUCCACGCGCAACCAGCGGUUCCUCGAGGACCUGUGUGUGCGGCUGUGCUGUGUUUUUGCGCUUGACCGAUUUGGCGACUUUGUCGCCGACCAUGUGGUGGCGCCUGUCCGCGAGACCUGCGCCCAGGCCCUGGGUGCUGCCAGCCGGUUCGCCGCCCAGCGGUUGGUGCAGCGCACGCAGGAGGCGUUGUUGCAGCUUGUUGAGCGCGGCUCGGGCACGUGGGAAGUCAGACACGCGGGGCUCUCGGCCCUGCGCUAUGUCGUUGCCGUGCGCAAGGACCUUGCCCCUCUGCUGGCUGGUGGCGCCCUGGAUGCUGCGCUUGGCGCGUUGCGUGCGUCCGACGACGAUGUGCGCGCGGUGGCCGCCGAGACGCUGCUGCCCCUGGCUGACACGCUGGUGACCUGUCAGCCGCACCGCUUACUUGAUGUUGUGGCCGCUGCGUGGGCCGCCCUGGGCUGUGCCUCCGAUGACCUGGCGGCUGCCGCGGCCGCCGUGCUGGCGCUCCUCGCCAGGCUUUUUGCACAUAAUGCCGUGCGCGACGCUGUGGCUCAUGCCGAGGACCCGCAGUUUGCGCUGUCGCAGCUUGUCCCACGCCUGCACCUGUUUAUGCGCCACGCACUUGCCGGCGUCAGGCGCGCCUGCUUGGAGACGCUGCUGGCAAUGUCGGAGAUGCCUGGUGGCGUGUGCUCUGCGCAGCUCCUGCAGCUUGUCUACCAGAACGUGCUUCUGGAGACUACCGAGGACAUCCGCCGUCUGUCGCUGCAGCUCUGGGAUCGGUUGCUCUUACAGCAGGUCAACGGGAUGGAGGUUGAGCCCAGGUCUCUUGUCGAGAUGUUUGCCCUGGCAGCCACCCCCGUGGGCGCCCCGAUGCCGCGCAACCUGCUGCUUGACCCCCUGCAGGCAGCAGCGGCGGACCUGGGCUUGAUCUCGCGCGACACCAUUGUGCGCUGCCGCGUUGAGGCUGCCGCUGCCCUGGGUCGGCUGGCCGCCAGCUGUGCCAGCAUUCCACUGCGCGCCGAGUUGUUCGGCUCGCUUUUGCUCAAUGCCCUGGUGUCGCAUCGCGCGCUGGAGCAGCAGCUGGCUGCUGUGGUUGCCGAGGAAAUGGCCAUGGCCGAGCGCCCGAUCGACAGCCUGAUGCUUGGCGAGCCCUUUACCGCGCCCCAGCUUAUUGACCAGCUGCGCCAGACGCUUCAGGUCGCAUUGGCCCGCGAAGAGCCCUACCUGGAUACCUGCGGGGCGCUCCUGCGCGUGCGCAGCGACUGUCUGCAUCUCCUCGAUCUCGUCGAUGCCCGGCAGCGGCCUGCAGUACCUGAAGCGGCCGAAUUUUCAAUGGCGUUCGCUGACGCCCUGCUCGCGCAGACCGCCGAUGUAGCGGCUUUGUCUGAGCGCCGACUGCGGCUGGGCGCGUCGGCCGAGUAUUGGCGUCAGCUGCACAUGCAGCUCGAUGUGGCGGCCAAGGCGGCUCUGGCCGGCGCCCUGGUGGCCAUGGGCCGGCUGCCCGCCAAGCUCAACGCCAUCCUACGGUCUCUCAUGACUGCCAUCAAGUCCGAGCCCUGCGCGCUUCUGCAGCAGAGAGCCGCGACGGCGGCAGCGAGACUGGCUGCGCUGUGCUACUGCGCCUGCGACCCUCCGCGUGCCGCUCCAGCGGACAAGAUGGUGCGCAACCUGGCGACCUUUGCGUGCUCCGAUCCAACAUCAACGCCCGUGUUUGCGCAGCGUGUGUCCCAGACCGAGUCCAUCUUGAUGCUCGAGAUGGUCCAGCGCGAGCAGGCUACCGCUGCUUCUUCUUCGUCUGCCACACAGCAGCAGGGCGGCAAAGCGGAGCAGCAGUCGUCUGGGGAUGCCUCGAUGGCACAGGCGGCGUCAGCCAGUGCGCAGGCGAGCCAUCGCAAGAAACGGCGCGGUGCCGCCAAGGGUUCCACCAACUCUGGCUCUAAUAUUGCAGCGGCAGUGGAGGAGGAGGAGGCUGUACCGUUGGUUGCCGCCGUGCUAUCCGAGGAGCAGGGGCGCGAGCAGGCCGCUCGCCUGAUUGUGCGCGGCGCUGAGGCUGCGCUGAGCGCCAUUGCAACGCUCUUUGGCGCCAGUCUGGUUGACCGUGUGCCGCGCCUCUGGGAAUGCGUCACCUUGCCGCUCGCUCAGGCUUACUCUGCCGACCCUGAUGGCGCCGACGCUCGCUUUAACGUCAAUGCCGAGGCUGCGCAGGCAGUCAUCGACGCGCUGCGCGUGCUCUUGACCCUGGCUCCUGCCCUGCACCCCGACCUGCACGGCCACUUGGUGGCUACGCUGCCCUGGGCUAUGCGCGCGCUGCUCAGCCGCUUCUCGGCCAUCCGGCAUAUGGCCGCGCGCACGAUCGCCGAGCUUUGCCGCGUGGCGACCACGGCUUCAAUGCAGGCGUUCAUCCAGACAGCGCUUCCCGUACUGGGCGAGUCCACCCGAGUGUCGUGUCGCCAGGGCGUCGCCGAGGCCAUUUACUAUACGAUCCAGCGCCUGGACGACCACAUUCUGCUGCCCUACGUGACCUUCCUCAUGGUUCCUGUUCUAGGGCGCAUGAGCGACUCUAACGAGCAGACCCGGCUUGUGUGCACCAAUUGCUUUGCGCAGCUGAUUAAGCUAGUGCCACUGGAGGCCGACAUCCCUGACCCGCCGGGCAUCUCCGCCGAUCUGGUGGCGCAGCGCGAGCACGAGCGCAAGUUUUUGGCACAGCUGAUGGACCCCACGAAGCUCGAGCCCUUCCGUAUCCCCGUCACCAUCAAAGCCACGCUGCGCAAGUACCAACAGGAGGGCGUCGACUGGCUGGCGUUCCUCAACAAGUACGAGCUGCACGGAAUUCUCUGCGACGACAUGGGGCUGGGCAAGACCCUGCAAACCAUCUGUAUUGUGGCUUCGGACCAUCAUGCGCGCAGGGACAAAGAGCCACUGCCUACCCUGGUUGUGUGCCCGCCGACACUGAUCGGUCACUGGGAACAGGAGAUUCAGCGGUACGCCGAGAAUCUGCGCCCUCUCUGCUACGCCGGCCCCCCGGCCGAGCGCCGGCCGCUGCUGCCGCGCAUCCAGGACAACUCAUGCGAUGUCGUCAUCAUGUCCUACGACGUCGUCCGCAACGACAUUGACCUUUUGUCCGCGAUCAACUGGAACUACUGCAUCCUCGAUGAGGGCCAUGUCAUUAAGAACGCGCGCACGAAACUGACCCAAGCCGUCAAGCGCGUGCACGCCCGCCAUCGCCUUAUUCUUUCGGGCACGCCCGUGCAGAACAACGUCAUUGAGCUGUGGUCUUUGUUUGAUUUCCUGAUGCCUGGGUUCUUGGGUACCGAGCGCCAGUUCAACGAGCAGUACGGCAAGCCUAUCUUGGCCUCGAGGGAUGCCAAGCAGAUGUCCGCGCAACAGGUCAGUGGCGAGACAGCGCUGAAGCAGCUGCACAAGCAGGUACUUCCCUUCUUGCUGCGGCGCAUGAAGGAGGACGUGCUGAGCGACUUGCCACCCAAGAUCAUACAGGACUACUACUGCGAGCUAUCGCCGUUGCAAAAAUUCUUGUAUGAGGAGUUUGCCAAAUCCUCGGUCACCGGCAACCUCAAAAAGUCGCUUGGCAUGGCCGAAGACACUGUCACGGCGCCCUCGACAGCGGUGUCUACCGCGGCAACAGCAGCAAAAGAGCAAAAGCCGGCAACGCAUGUGUUCCAGGCGCUCCAGUACCUGCGCAAGCUCUGCAACCACCCGGCGCUGGUGCUUUCGCCGAAGCAUCCCUUGUACAAUCAGGUCGUGGCAGAUCUGCGCAAGCGCGAUGCCAACUUGCACUCGCUCGAUAUUGCGCCCAAGAUGCAGGCGCUCAAGGACCUGCUCAACCAAUGCGGCAUUGGUCUCCCCCCAUCCGACGAGGAUAUUGAUGUGAGCGCGUCACAUCGCGUGCUUAUUUUCUGUCAGCACAGGGAGAUGAUCGAGCGCAUUGAGCAGGAUCUGUUCCAACUUCAUAUGCCCCAGGUCACGCAUAUGCGCGUCGACGGUACUGUUGAGGCCCGCCGUCGCCAAGAGAUCGUUACCCGGUUUAAUGCCGAUCCCACCAUCGACUGCCUUCUCCUCACCACACACGUCGGCGGCCUCGGACUCAACCUUACAGGCGCAGACACGGUCAUUUUCGUUGAGCACGAUUACAAUCCGGCGAUGGAUCUUCAGGCAAUGGACCGCGCGCACCGGCUGGGCCAGACAAAGGUUGUGAAUGUGUAUAGGCUUAUUACGCGGAAUACUCUAGAGGAGAAGAUCAUGGGUCUGCAGGCGUUCAAGCUGCAUAUGGCUAACACUAUUGUCAACCAACAGAACGCUGGCUUGGCAUCCAUGAAUACUGAUCAGCUGCUGGACCUGUUUGAUGUAUCACCGCCCAAGAAGAACAAGCCAAAGGAUGAAGGUGAAGGCACAAAGUCUAUGGCCAAGGCCCUUGAGGGUUUGGAGGACCUAUGGGAUACGAACCAGUAUGAGGACGAGUACAACUUGGAUAACUUUAUUUCAUCGUUGCAGCAGUGA
This is a messenger RNA of Kickxella alabastrina, 5490 nucleotides long. RefSeq names its product SNF2 family N-terminal domain-containing protein. The transcript has 4 exons. Gene Ontology annotation, molecular function: DNA binding; ATP-dependent chromatin remodeler activity; ATP binding. The coding region runs from base 1 to 5490 and encodes 1829 amino acids. The record is from RefSeq and is a predicted model, not a curated record. Lineage: Eukaryota; Fungi; Kickxellomycota; Kickxellomycetes; Kickxellales; Kickxellaceae.